UAGCAAGAUGAAGGUGAUAACAUGUGAGAUUGCGUGGCACAACAAAGAGCCUGUCUACAGUCUGGACUUUCAGCACAACUCAGAGGGCCGCAUACACAGGCUGGCCACUGCAGGAGUGGACACCACUGUCAGGGUGAGUACUAGCUAGCUGUUUAAAACGACCACAUUGUUCAAAUCAAAGUUUAUUGGACAUGUACACAGAUUUGCAAAUGUUAUGGCAGGUGCAGCGAGACAUCUCGCUCUCUCUCACACACACACACUUACAUAUUUACACACACACUGUGAAUACUUGUAUGUAUUAGUAGAGGGGCCUUUUUCUCUCGCUCUCUCACACACUGCAUGGUAAGGGCCCAAUGUAGUUAUGCAUUCAGAGACAAUGACCUAACGUGUGUAGUGGCUCUGUGUGAUGCUGUAACGUGUGAUGUUAUUUCCUGUGGUCAGCUGUGGCGUGUGGAGAUGGGGCCUGAUGGGAAGGCAGUGGUGGACUUCCUGUCCAACCUGGCGCGGCACACCAAGGCCGUCAACGUGGUGCGCUUCUGCCCCAACAGCGAGCUGCUCGCCUCUGGAGGAGAUGGUGGGUCACUAUGUAGCAAACUUAUAUAACAAAUAAAAUGGAACAAGGGUGAUCAGCGUCUCCAAUGCUGAAGUGCAUAAAGGUGUCGGAAUUCAGAUAUGACGUCAUGGUUUUACCACUAUCCAUGGAGUUUUAAAACUAUGGCGCAACAUGGUUCCCUUUUUCAAGCUUGAAGCUUAAAUUGGGAUCAUGUUUACUGUGCUUAUGACGAUACAAAAAAGGAGUAACAGAGAGCAAUGUACAAUACGUAAACUUGGCAAACAAGGCAUUUGUGGUAAGUGCAUGGAGGCCGCCAUCUUUUUGCACCUCCGGGAUUGUAAUCAAUUGAUGCCAACACAACAAUAAUAUGCUAUUUUUUGAUUUUACCAGGUUUGUCUUGUUGAGAUUAACAAUCUCUUUUACAAUAGAGACCUGGCCAAAAUGGCAGCACACAAAGUUGCAGACACAUUUACAACAUAAAAUACAAAGCACUACAGCUUAAAAAACUAAUGUACACAUUGAACAGUAAGAUGGUUUGAGAAAGUGUGGUGAAACUAGGGGUCAAAACAUUGAUGCCCCCCACUUCAUUUUCCAUCAUAGUGUUUAACCUAGCUAAUUUAAAGGGACGAGCUCCUGUAAUUUCAAGGACCAUUUUAAGCUUGUUCCAAGUGGAAGGGGCAGAGAACUGGAAAGCUUUUCCCCCUAUCUCUGUAUUGGCCUUAGGCACAAUCAACAAAACACAGUUGUGAGUCGGGCGAUAGUUUUUCAUUUGACUGCUCGAUAAUGUAGUUACACUAGUCAAAUGUGAACUGUCUCAAUAUGGCCUUAUAAAUAAAAACGUACCUCUGAUUUAAUCCCCUGAAGAGCUAAGGAAGGCCAGCCCUGCUCGCAUAUAGAGGGUACAGUGAUGUGAUAGCUUUGGAGUUAUUAACAAACUCAGCACCCCAUGGUACAGUGUUCAUUAUACGAAUUGACACCACAGGGGAAUACAUAAACAAGAUAUCACCAUAAUCAAUUACAAGCACAAAAGUAGUGCAAACAAGCCUCUUUUAUUGCUUCAAAAGAAAAACAUGACUUAUUACGGACAACAAAAAAAUCCAGCUUGUGCCUAAGCUUUUUCACAAGACCUUCGAUGUAGGAUCUUUCAAGAAACCCAAGUACUUGUAAGUUGCUAUGAUAAGAGAAAUUCAGUCCACAGUGUAUGUUUUUCCAUGUGUGUAAUGACUGUGUUGACUGUGUAACAGAUGCAGCCAUCCUGCUGUGGAAGCUGAAUGACAGUAAGGAGCCUGAGCAGGCCCCGUCGUUCCAGGAGGAGGAGGAUAGUCAGCUCAACAAGGAGAGCUGGAGCGUGGUCAAGACCCUGAGGUGAGACCCUCUAAUCGCUGCCCUUAUCUACAAUACAUGGUCCCCUCCCUGUAAUAUUUUGAUAUGUGUUACUUCAUAACCACAUCUGUGUGUGUUGUUUAAAUUGUGUUUGGUAGGGGACACAUAGAGGAUGUGUAUGAUAUCAGCUGGACCCGGGAUGGGAACUUCAUGGUCUCUGGUUCUGUGGACAAUACUGCCAUUAUGUGGGAUGUCACAAAGGGUAAGACGUGUGUGUGUGUGUGUGUGUACACAGUGUGUCUAAAUAUGUCUGUUGAGUAGUACCUCUGUUGUCUAUGUUUAUUCUCGAUGAAUGCAUGUUGUUCAUUAGUUAUAACACAGGUAGUAACUGUGUUGUAUUUCUUAGGUCAGAAGCUGUGCAUCUUUAAUGACCAUAAGAGCUAUGUGCAGGGAGUGACCUGGGAUCCGCUUGGCCAGUAUGUGGCCACACUCAGCUGUGACAGGUAUGAACACAACACACACAGCCACUGGUUCUGUGUGAAAAGCCAUUUAGUCUCUCCCUUUAUCAGUGAUUAGUGGGACUAACAUGUAAACAAUGAACCAGCAUCGACUGGUAAACAAUGCUAAUAUGAUUGAUUGCUAAUCUGACUGUCAACUCUCUCCCUCGCGCUCUCUCUCCCUAUCUCUCCUUCUGUCUCUCAGGGUUAUGCGUGUGUACAGUACUCAGAGCAGGAGGAAGGCCUACAGUGUCAGUAAGAUGAGCUCUGGGUCAGCUGUGGAGGGAGAGGUCAGUAUGAGCUGAGUGGACGAUCUCCCAUACACACACAUUUACACUCAAACUAAACACAAUCAUACACACACUGAACACUCAUUGAUGUGAUGGUGUUUAUUUGUUUGUGUGCAGGUGAAACAGUACCGAAUGUUCCAUGACGACAGCAUGAAGUCUUUCUUCAGGCGACUCACCUUCACACCGGACGGAUCCUUUCUGCUCGCCCCAGGUACACACACACACACAAACAAUUACUCUGUGCAUUCGUCUGGUGACUUGAAACAGGAAGAAAUUGUGUCCUGUGCUGCUGUCAUAUCCUGUGAUGAUAUCCUCUGUAGCUCAAUUGGUAGAGCAUGGCGCUUGUAACGCCAGGGUAGUGGGUUCGAUCCCCAGGACCACCCAUAUGUAAAAAUGUAUGCACACAUGACUGUAAGUCGCUUUGGAUAAAAGCGUCUGCUAAGUGGCAUAUUAUAUUAUUAUUAUAUUAUAUGAUGUGGAAGUCAUAGGUGACAUCCUGUUUAGCCCAUCUCCUUUCUCUCUCUGUCUCUGUCCUUCCUCUGCGUUCUCUCUCUCCCCCUUCUCUCUCUCUCUCUGUGUAGCGGGGUGUGUGGAGGCAGGGGAGAACGUCACCAACACCACCUACGUCUUCUCCAGGAAGAGCCUCAAGAGGUCAUUGCUGCCAACCAAUAACCCUCUGGGGACAAAGAUUUAUUGAAAUUAACUGAGACUGUCAAAGCCUGGAGUUGGCUUCUGUGUCUGUAUCAGGAUGGUUAUAACCUUUAUCUGCCUUUCUGUAUCUUAGGCCCAUAGCUCACCUGCCCUGCCCUGCUAAAGCCACCCUGGCUGUACGCUGUUGCCCUGUCUACUUCGAGCUGAGGACCAAGAAGGGAGAGGGUAAGGACACACACAAAUAGCUAUUCACCCAAGAUGUAAAAAAAAUGAUAGCUAACUCCCUUCCUCUCCUCUCUCUGCCUUCCUCACCACUCCUUUCUCCCUUCCUUCCUUCCCUACAGAUGGCAGUGCCCAGCCCCUACCUAACACGUUUGGCUUGCCCUACAGACUGGUGUUUGCUGUGGCAUCAGAGGACUCCAUUUUCCUCUAUGACACUCAGCAGACCCUACCCUUCGGCUACGUGUCCAACAUCCACUACCACACGCUCAGCGACCUCACCUGGUACACACACACUCUCUUGAGGUGUCUUGUAUUGCUCUGUUUUUGAUGAGGUAGAAGAUGCCCUUGAUCACAGAUCUAGGAUCAGAUGACCCAAUCCCAAACUGCACUGAAAAAUAUCUGACCCUGUAUCAGUGUUUAGGGGUAACUUCUAACUACUUGUGAUAAUAAGUUGUUGUGGUAUUGUUACAGUCUGUGUUCCAUCCAGUCUAUUUAGUGAUGAUGUCAAAUGCUGUUGUAGGUCUCGGGACGGUUCCUUCCUGGCGGUGUCGUCUACAGACGGCUACUGCUCCUUCCUGUCCUUCUCCACUGGCGAGCUGGGCACCCCCCUGAAGGAGCCCCCCGUCCUGGAGGUCGUCACCCCCGGCAACGGUCCCGAGAAGAAGGGCAAGAAGGCUGCAGCGGCUCGCACGGUGUCCCCUGUCCCUAAAACCACAGAGAGCACCGCCACUGUCCACCCCAUCCCUAAAGAGACCCCCAGCACCCCCCUCUCCUCCCUCACUUCCCAUGCCACCCCCCUGGUCCCUGGGGGUGGGGAGAAAAAUAACCCUGGAAAGGCCAAGCCCCAGCCCCGUAGGAUCACCCUCAACACCCUGGAGGGAUGGGGCAAGCCCAGCAACCCCAAAGCCCCUGCUGCUAAUGCCCCCAAGACCCCCACCACAGCCAGCAUCAGCGCCCCCUCCACCCCCCAGCAGCCUCGCCUCACUCCCUCUACCCCCAACACCCCCCUCACCCCCUCUACAGCUCAGCCCUGCCUCACCCCAAAGGCCCAAAGAAGCAGCGGUAACACCCUGGGCCCCAGCACCCCUAAAGGACCCGUCCCCAGGUAAGAGCACAGACACAAGAUGUCAUGGCUUUUUUAUCUACAGACCAUUGUGUGUCUGUAUUUGUGUAGGCCUGUGCUUGUGUCUAAUCUAUGUAAUGCAUGCCUGUGAGUCAGAGUUUGGCCAUUGUUGCGUAUAUUACGUGAGAGUGCGUUUCUGCAUGUGUGAGUAGCUUUUGCAUGCUAAUGUACCUUGAUCCUGGUUGAAUCACUCAUGUGAGCCACCGCUAGAAUCAAAGGUUAGAUGAAACCCUUCUCCCUGUAAUGGCUGCCCCUGGUCCAUAAGCUCAUUACUAUCCUGUUCUCAACCAUGGUGCCAUUACCUAGAUGCUAAAAAGAGCUAGCCUGAAUGUAGUCAUAUCCGGGUGUGUAGACUACACUCUCUCUAAUACAAGACUAUGGUAUGUAAAUGUAUGUAAAUCCCUGAACUCCCAUUCAAAUGGCCGGUGGUGAGUGGAGCCAGACAGACUGACUGCCUGGGACCUACACACAGCUACUACGUCACUGCCAGAUGAUCACUGGAUGGAAGGGAUCAGUUAGACAGGGAGAGGCUGGUGGGAGAUGGAAGCACCAGCCAGGACAUCAUGCCUAGUGUAGGGAAGGACAUUGAACCAUUUCUCCCCUACUGUUUCCAUUUAUUGGAAAUGUGCAGUAUCUAGGAAUCUCUAUGCAUGUUCUGAAUCCACAUUGUGGAUGAUAAGUCAUUUGUUGACAUUGAGUGUGCGACAAAAUAAUAAGAGAGCUUGCGGCAUGUGUUUGGUCGUUAGUUACUGUCUGUCAGAACAAAACCCUGUCUGGCAUUCAAGGUUCGUUGGACCCCCACUGUUAAUCAAGUACCGAUUAUCCUGAAAGGCUGCCGGCAGACAAAAGAUGGGCAGUGUGUGUGUGUGUCCGGUCAUUAUCAGUCUGAGGAGAUUGAAUGAGGAGAGAAAGAGCAGAGGUGGGAAGAAGUGCAGUUAGAUUGUUAUUAUUUGCAGGUUUAGUUUUUCCCUAUGAAUCCUAAAUGAGGUGCAAGUUUUUCUUAUGUAGGCCUACAUAAUAGCCAUAUAUUGGAAUUCUGCUGUUGUCUCAGAUAGGACUUAUUCCUCAGCCACCUACUCAAGAGCUGGGUAGAAUCCUUCUCUAAGUCACUGUUCUCUCUCUACCUUCUGUUUUCAGACGGAUAUCUCUUACUCCCGUCGUCUCCAGAUCUCCAGCUGCCUUCACCACACCCUCCUCCACGGAGAAAGCCAAACAUGGUCAGUACAUCCUGCAACAACCAACACAGGGAUUGGCCAAGCACUUUACAACAAGGCCAGGGAUUGGCUAUGGACAGUGUUAUAUUUACCGGUCUUUGUAAUGGGGUCUGCCUCUGUGCACCCAACAAAUGAAACACAAUUAACAUCUGAGUAUACUAAAUUAUGUAAUAUCCUAUUCCUAAGAACGUUUUUAUUCAGUCCAGUGUUCUGCCUAUGAUUGAUUGCAUGUAUUUUGGUUCAUCUUUGCCCCCCAGAACGACCCUCUCCCCCCACCGAACCUGUGUGCCAGCCCCCAGAGUCCAAACGGCCCAAGACCAGCACCCUGUCAGCCAAGACCGGGGUGGCUCCAGCCUUAGGGGCCACACCCAACCCCUAA
This is a messenger RNA of Coregonus sp. 'balchen', 6252 nucleotides long. NCBI's taxonomy places the organism in Eukaryota, Metazoa, Chordata, Actinopteri, Salmoniformes, Salmonidae. The record is from the annotation of a GenBank genome assembly.